Galleria mellonella (greater wax moth) is the source of this 2313-nucleotide messenger RNA. Its product is annotated as differentially expressed in FDCP 6-like. The record is from RefSeq and is a predicted model, not a curated record. Gene Ontology annotation, cellular component: nucleus; cytoplasm. Lineage: Eukaryota; Metazoa; Arthropoda; Insecta; Lepidoptera; Pyralidae. The transcript is spliced from 10 exons. The coding region runs from base 173 to 1801 and encodes 542 amino acids.
AUGAUGUCAGUUACAAAUAAGAACGUGUAAUGUACGCACGUUCGUACUGUGGUAAUAUUAAAACCGAAAUACCUAUUUAUUUUUAGUUCGAAAUUCAAAACCGGAGUUCUUUUUUCAGUUUCUUUUUUUUUUUAUUAAUUUUGUGAUGUAUGCCAGUGUUUUGUGUUGAAUAAUGUCCGCUCUAUUGAAGAAUGUCACAAACUGCAUCUGGCACGCAUUCGACUCUUUGCAAAAUAAGGCUGCAGUGGUCCAUAAAUCGAAAUUGAAGGUGUUAACAGCAAACAUCGGUACCCUUCUGGAUCUCUACGGUGUGGAAAAGGGUCUGGAUCACUUCAAGUCUUCACAGGAGUUGUCCUUUGACGAGUUCCGCUACUACCUGCAGCAUGAGGUGUUCAGCUCGCUGCCUAAGACUAUGACCUUACCCGUUAUUAGGGAUUACGAGAAGAAAAUAAGUGAGGUAUGCUGGUUGGUGUGUAGGAAGAACCUGGUGUUACGAGAUAAGCCCAUCUUCAGCGAUGACUCCGUGCUGAAGCUGUUCAGAAUAUACUGUCUACUGGCUGAUUUAGUGCAGGACGCUGAUAACACGGAACACUAUGUGGUGGUACUGCAGCCGUCAGAAGCGGGCAUAGUAGCUGAACAACUAGUCCACUGCCUUGGGCUCCGGUGGGAUGCGGCAGACUGGGACGCGCUCGGCACGUCCAUUGGCCACUUCAAAUGGGCGGCCUUCCUUGCAGUACUAGAGGCCAAGUACUGCUGCGACCAGCAGCUACACUCUAAGGCUUUAGUGGAAGCUGUCGACGAGAUUUAUGACGUAUUUAUCGAGGAUAUUAUAAAGAAGGGCUAUCUCUUCAAACGCGGCUACUUACUCCCGACAAUGAGAGAGUAUUGGUGUGUGCUACAGCCCUGUGCACUUACCUACUACAAAAGCUCCUCGCAGAAGGAACAGUGCGGCAGAAUAAAUAUAGACGAAUACUGUUCGGUAGAGGCUUCAGCCGGUGAAGGCAAAAUACAAAGGUUCCAACUCGUUACUCCAGACAGAACGUAUGAAUUCGGCACUCAAGACCAUAAAAGUAGACUGCAAUGGAUAUCAGCAGUGCGACAGGCAACAGCUGUCUCGGGUGGCGCAGAAGGCUACCAGAGAAAAGCUAGAGCUUGCCGACGCGGCGCCGGUGCUAGGAGAGAGAGAGAGGCUAGAGAUGCUCGCGCACGGUUGCAGCACGAAGUGCGAGCGAGACUUGCUGCGGAGGCACAAGCACAGGAAUUAGCGGAAUUGGCACAACAAGACAACAAAAAGUUAGAAGAAUUAAAAUCUGCUCAAACCGAGUUGGAGAAAUUGUUACAAGAAGAAAUUCAAGCCAAGAGAGAUGAAGAAAUAGUACGAGCUCUGCAGGCCAGGGUUUUAGCAGAGGAGUGGGAAAGGCGAGAGGAGUUAGAGAGACUUCAAGAAGAACAAAACCGAAUGUUGGAAGAGGAGAGAUUAAAACGAAAAAGGUUCGAAAUGCUACAAGCUGAAAAGGAAGAACAAUACAGAGAAGCGGAAAAACGUCUGAAAGAGCUGGAACAAGAAAAGCAGAGGCUAGACGAUGAGCUGAAAGCGGCGCAAGAGAAGAUUAACAAGACUGAGCUGACGGCGAAAGCGUUGCAUGUACAAUUGAGAGAUAUGAACCCGGUUCUCCGCAAUGGCGAGAGAGUGCGUCGAGCUAUCUCUUUCGUGCCGACCACCAAAAGUUCCUCAGACACCCUGAUAGACGUCAGAGCUAUCAGGCACGUUAUGGCGAUGGACGAUGAUGAAAAAGUGUGAAUGUGUACUAAUUAUGUAUGUGUGUGUGUGUGUGAAUGUAUGGUAGAUGUUUUGAUUUCUUGGCUGAUUUCUUGAAAAUGGCUUACAUGUUAUUAUAUGUAUAACUUAAAUACGAAGUGUAGUUUUUUUUAGGGAGGACUGGCCCCUUAAUAAAGGUCUAUAUGUACUUUUAAACAUGUCUUUGCUCAUAGAUAAAAAUUCGCUAAUGAUCCUGAGGUGAACCCCUUAAAUACGCCUAUAUAUAGAUAUUAUUAUAAAUAGAUUGGCUAUUAUAGCUAUUAUAGAUUGUAUAUACAUAAUUUAAAAGAAAAAUAAUUUGAAAAUUAUCUUUAUUUAAUAUUGCUAGCUUUUUAUAGUGUAUUCAUUCCAAAUAGACUCUCUAAAUAAAUAAAAAAUGGCUUGAAUUUAGGUAAUGUUGUAGCUGAUUGUAAUUUGGUGUGCCUUGUAGCGGUAACGGAUAGCAAAGAUAAAAUAUCAUAGUGCCUUGUUAUUACUUUUUCUUUACUAUAAUU